Messenger RNA from Jaculus jaculus (lesser Egyptian jerboa), 648 nucleotides. Its product is annotated as probable ribosome biogenesis protein RLP24. Bases 1 to 648 code for a protein of 215 amino acids. Gene Ontology annotation, cellular component: nucleolus. The record is from RefSeq and is a predicted model, not a curated record. Gene Ontology annotation, biological process: ribosomal large subunit biogenesis. NCBI's taxonomy places the organism in Eukaryota, Metazoa, Chordata, Mammalia, Rodentia, Dipodidae. The transcript has 2 exons.
AUGCAGCAUGAACAAGUAAGAAAUCCUGCAAACUAUGAAAUCAACCAGCUCAACAAGAUGAACACACUUGGGCAAUCGUGGCACACAGCAUAUAAAAAGUCAGGGCUAGUUGCUCAGGGCCUGGUGGGAGAGGUCCCACGUGGGUUCAAGUUCAACGUGAGGAUCGAGAAGGGUUACUUCUGCUCCCGGCCCAUCUACCCGGGUCACGGCAUGAUGUUCGUCCCCAACGGCUGCAAGGUGUUCAGAUUCUGUAAAUCCAAAUGUCAUAAGAACUUUAAAAAGAAGCGUAAUCCCCGCAAGGUCAGGUGGACCAAAGCCUUCCGGAAGGCAGCUGGUAAAGAGCUCACAGUGGACAACUCAUUUGAAUUUGAAAAACAUAGAAAUGAAUCUGUGAAAUACCAGCGAGAGCUUUGGAAUAAAACUAUUGACACAAUGAAGAGAGUUGAAGAAAUCAAGCAGAAACGUCAAGCCAAAUUUGUAAUGAACAGACUGAAGAAGAAUAAGGAACUACAGAAAGUCCAGGACGUCAGGGAAGUCAAGCAGAACAUCCAUCUGAUCUGGGCCCCGCUUGCAGGCAAAGGAAAGCAGCUGGAAGAAAAAAUGGUCCAGCAGUUAGAGCAGGAUGUGGACUUGGAGGAUGUGUCUUAA